UCCCCUUCUUUAAUUCAACCAUCCCCCCCUUCUCUCUCUCUACAGCAUCACCACCACCACCAUCAAAGAGGACAUAAUGAGAGAAGAAAUAAAACAAAAGGUGGUAGAUGCAUGAAAGACAACCUCUCUCUUUCCCUCUCUACCCUUAUCACCUUCCAUUCGUAAUCUAUUCCCCAUCUGCCAGAUUUCGAUCAAACCGAGUUAAUUUUUAUUUAUUUCUUCUACGCUCCACCAACCACCUUCUAUUCUUUGUCUCCAGGUCCAUUGGAUAUAUGGGUUUCUCUCAAUUGAUGUGUUCUCGCCUUAAGAAGUGUGUAUUUCACUUAUAGUUCUCUUAUUGGGCUUGUUUUCGUUCCUAUCCCUCCGAAAAAGGUGGUAGGUUGGUGGGUUGACUUAUUUUUGAAGAAGAGAGAUUAGGAAUUCUUUAAACUGAAAGAUUUGGAUGUACUGGGUUGAUUUGUUUGAUUUCUAAUUCUGUUUAUCAGGAAAUUCAAGGCCAUCGACUGAACCAUUGUGCUAUUACUAGGAUUACUGGAAUCAGCCAUGGUGAGCAUACGGAGGCGCAAACUCUUGGGACUUUGCUCUGGGCGAAGUUCUUUCUUUGCUCCAUUUCCUAGGUAUUUUGACAGUGCUACUGCUCCUGAAAAUCUUGUCCAGAACACAAAACCAGCCAGUGUUCAUCAGAUGCCUUCAGUUGAUGCUUACCAGCCAAAGGAUAAAAUUAUCUCCAAAAUAGGUAACGGAUCAUCUGACGCAUCGGGGUCUAGCUCGUCAAAGGAUCAACAUAUUCCAGUGCAAGAAGUCAAACGCAGAAAGCGACACAGGAGAAAGCACGUUGAAAACCAAGAACCAUGUGUAAUGAGGGGUGUCUAUUUCAAAAAUAUGAAAUGGCAGGCAGCCAUAAAAGUAGACAAGAAGCAAAUCCACUUGGGGACUGUUGGAUCUCAAGAAGAAGCUGCUCGUUUAUAUGACAGGGCUGCUUUUAUGUGUGGGAGGGAACCGAACUUUGAACUCGCAGAGGAAGAGAAGCAAGAACUCAGGAAAUUUAAGUGGGUGGAAUUCCUCGCAAUGACUCGUUCUGCAAUUACUAGCAAAAAGCACCAGAGAAGAAGUGGGGCAGGUAUGCAAAGAAAGGUCGAGCCUUCAAUGCAGAACAGUGACUUGGAGGGGGAGCAAGGAGUCGAUGGCUUCUCAGCUUUGGAAGAAGCAGAGCCAGACACAUCUGUCUCUUGAAAUCUUGAUUUUCAGAAAGAAGGCUGAACAACCUGGUUCUAACAGUUGUAUUAGCCAUUAAGACUCUUAUUUAUUUAGUUUUAAAUGGUGUAUAAAUGGCCCUAACAAGGUGGUUCAUGGUGGACUUUUAUCUCUGUUAGUAGCUGGUUUCUGUCUCCAACAAAACAAGGAGUUCAAUUUUACAUGUCUCUUAAUCCAUUUCAUGGGUAAAGCUUCAGUUUUAGUUUUAGGUAAGUUAAUAAACCCUAUUCAAUUAGUUGCUAGAAUGUAAUUAUUCGACCCAACCUCAACUUCUGUUAUUAUUGUUUUUCUUUCAAAUUGAACAUUCGGAAUUUUUAGUUUUUGUGGAAAGAAAAA
Cornus florida is the source of this 1590-nucleotide messenger RNA. RefSeq names its product ethylene-responsive transcription factor-like protein At4g13040. The record is from RefSeq and is a predicted model, not a curated record. The coding region runs from base 544 to 1233 and encodes 229 amino acids. Gene Ontology annotation, molecular function: DNA-binding transcription factor activity; DNA binding. Lineage: Eukaryota; Viridiplantae; Streptophyta; Magnoliopsida; Cornales; Cornaceae. The transcript is spliced from 8 exons. Gene Ontology annotation, biological process: regulation of DNA-templated transcription.